UUCUUUGAACGUCCUCUCAGCGCUGCGUGAAGGACGCUGUGUAAAUGCGAGUCGUACCAUUCAGGUCCUGCUGAACACAGAAGAUGGAGGCUGGUGACCAGAUCAUUGUGAACACUGAGGUGACACAGAAAGACUCCGCGCAGGCAGUGACUAUAGCUGUGUCGUCUCGUGCUAUCUUUGACCUGGAGGAGGAGCAUGAGCUGUUCCUGGCGGAGGGCAUGGGAAACUACACCAGCCAUCAGAUAGCACACGAAAACGAACCUCUGGCAGAGGGCACGGCAUUGCCCUUCAUCAGAGCGGUUCAGAUGGUAAACGAGAAGUUAUUGGAAAACAAUCCCGAGGAGAAGCAACUGUUUGACAUCAUCCUGGUCUCCAACAACAACGCCCAGAGUGGACUGCGCAUCAUCAACAGCAUCAAGCACUACGGUCUGCACAUCACCCGGUUCUGUUUUCUGAAUGGGAUCGAUCCCUCCAAGUACCUGCAAUCCUACAAUGUCAAGCUGUUCCUGUCAGCAAACGAGUCGGCUGUUUGCAGUGCCCUUAAGAGAGGGAUUCCCGCGGCGCUGGUUAUCCAGCAGGACGUUCAGACGGCAGCAGAGCAGCUGAGGGUGGUAUUCGACGGGGACUGCGUGCUCUUCUCUGACGAGAGUGAGAACGUUUACAGAGAGAAGGGUCUGGACGAGGUCAUCAAGUACGAGAAGGAUCGUGAGCACAUUCCUAUUGGAGAAAAUUCCUUUGACGAGGUUCCGCUCGAUCCGGAGAGCCCUGAGCGACAGUGGGAGGAGUGUGGAGGACCUGCUCCCAGAAAACAAGUACAAGACAGAUUCCCCGAGUAUCAAUGGCCCAACUCCAGAAACCCUGAAAAACUACCUGGACGUGAGUAUCGUAGGCAGCUCAGCGCAGGACACCUGGCAAUCUGCUUUUGCCGCUUUGUGUUCUGA
Molecule: messenger RNA, 941 nt
Organism: Callorhinchus milii (elephant shark)
Lineage: Eukaryota; Metazoa; Chordata; Chondrichthyes; Chimaeriformes; Callorhinchidae
Product: cytosolic 5'-nucleotidase 1A-like
Exons: 7
Coding region: 84-941 (285 amino acids)
Biological process (GO): nucleotide metabolic process; adenosine metabolic process
Cellular component (GO): cytoplasm; cytosol
Molecular function (GO): nucleotide binding; magnesium ion binding; 5'-nucleotidase activity
Source: RefSeq, a predicted model, not a curated record